AUGGAGUUAUUACAAUUGCUCGCCGUCUCUGCAAACUUACAAGCUGGUCUAUCCAAUCCUCCUGUUUACUGGAUUAACUAUGUCAAUCAACUUGAUCAAUGCUAUAGUGCUUUUUAUGAAAAUGCAGCAAAUUACGUUUAUUCGGCGUUUGGACCCAUUUCAAAGAAAAAGAAGUACAAAACACUAAGAUUGGCCGAUACCUUGAUGCACAGUGAAAUCCUCAUAGAUUUUUCAUUACAGAAACUUGCAAAUCGGAAGGGAAGUGAACAAAACAUAAGGCUUUUCUGGCAGAGUUUCGUCCAAGAAAUGUUCUUCGCCAAUGAAGUAAUCUGGGGAAACUACGUGAUUGGUUUGGGGCCUGCUGACUCAAAAUUGUGGAUGUUCGUCUCUCUCACAUUAAUGUGGGAACUCGCUAGCACACUGGAUGGGUGA
Messenger RNA from Strongylus vulgaris, 432 nucleotides. The record is from the annotation of a GenBank genome assembly. NCBI's taxonomy places the organism in Eukaryota, Metazoa, Nematoda, Chromadorea, Rhabditida, Strongylidae.